Messenger RNA from Nothoprocta perdicaria, 249 nucleotides. RefSeq names its product prolactin releasing hormone (gene PRLH). The transcript has 2 exons. NCBI's taxonomy places the organism in Eukaryota, Metazoa, Chordata, Aves, Tinamiformes, Tinamidae. Gene Ontology annotation, molecular function: prolactin-releasing peptide receptor binding; neuropeptide hormone activity. The record is from RefSeq and is a predicted model, not a curated record. Bases 1 to 249 code for a protein of 82 amino acids. Gene Ontology annotation, biological process: G protein-coupled receptor signaling pathway; feeding behavior; response to peptide hormone.
AUGAAGGUGGCGGCCGCCUGCCUCGCGGCGCUGCUGCUCGCCGGCCUGGCCCUGCGCGACGCCGAGGGCCGCCCAGAGCAGCACUCCAUGGAAAUCAGGAACCCGGACAUCGACCCCUCGUGGUACACGGGCCGCGGGAUCAGGCCCGUGGGGCGGUUCGGCCGGCGGCGAGCGCCGGGCGCUGCGGAGCCGGCCCACGGCUGGGCCCGGCCGCUGCGCCGCCCUGCGCCGGAGCAGCCCAGCACCUGA